Molecule: messenger RNA, 2701 nt
Organism: Myripristis murdjan (pinecone soldierfish)
Lineage: Eukaryota; Metazoa; Chordata; Actinopteri; Holocentriformes; Holocentridae
Gene: cd34
Product: CD34 molecule
Exons: 8
Coding region: 173-1165 (330 amino acids)
Biological process (GO): cell adhesion
Cellular component (GO): membrane
Source: RefSeq, a predicted model, not a curated record
CUCACACAGACCUCACAGGAAACUCACAACUUCCCCCAGCCCUCACACACUCAUUCACUCACUCUCUUGCCCCGCUUAUUUAAGGCGGCCUUUUCUUCUUUUUUUUUUUUUUUGCAUAGUCUCACACACACUUCCAGGGACACACUCACGCCGGCUGUACUGACCAGAGAGGAUGGCUGCCUCCAUGUGGAGAAUGAAUGGGCUGUGGAAGGGGAUGGCUGUAGCCCUGGUGCUCUGCGCUCUUCUGCUCAACAGUGGGGUGAUGGGUCAAGACGACGCAGCAGAAGUUACCCCUACGGCACCUCCAGCUGGCUCAGAUCCAACUGCUGCCUCUGGUGACCCAAAUGCUGGUGCUACAUCUGCAAAUGAUGCUCAAGGUGCUGGUGCUCCUACUGAUGCUACCACAGUGUCAGGCACUGGAGACUCUGCUCCCAGCCAAUCUUCUGAAGAUGUGCCAGCUCCAACUAAUCAAAAUGAUGCAUCAAAUGCUGAUGGCCAGAGUGGAGCAGAGACAUCUGGCACCUCAGCGACCAGUGCCUCCCCUGUGGAUUCUGCGGCUCAGAAUGUUCCAGCUGACACAGUGCCUGAUGUGACCUGUGUUGAUAAGAGCGAAAUCGAUGAAAGCAGCGCCAUCAAGUUUUCACUGACCACAAGCGACUGUGAGGAAACUAAAAACCGUUUGCAAGCGCUUGGACCCUGGUGCAAGUCGGAAAAUUGUCAUCUGAAAAUCUUCCAAGAGGGCACCGAGGCACUGAUGACCAGUCCUGAUGCUGACAUGAAAACUUUGGUUAAAGCCCUCGAGAGUGAACAAAUAAAAAACGCGCUGGGUGUGUCAGGGGUUGAGACACCACCACCAUCAUCAGGAUCAUCUGUAUUUGUGGCAGUGCUGCUCACUGGUCUGGUCCUGGCAGCUGCGCUCAUUGGAGGUUACUGCCUGAAAACUCGCCGUGGUACAGAUGCCAAGGGAGUGAGACUGGCAGAGGAAGCCUAUCCGGCAGAUGAGCAGAACCAGGGCAACACUCUUGUGUCCGUCGCUCCUCUUAACCCUCCUCCUGAAACCCAGGAGAAGCCCAGUGUCAACGGAGAGUCUCCUGAAGCCGGCAAGACCCAGCCUCCACCCACCAAUGGCCAAGCCACCGCCAAGACGGCAGACACCGAGCUGUGAAAAAACAUCUAAAAUCUUCCCUAAACUCCUCCCACCCACCCACACACACACACAUACACACACACACAUCUACACCUCCGCCUCCCCUCCCUUAUCCCCACAACCAAAGAGAGAGUCGACACCACAGUGGACAUUCGGAACUGGAACAUUGGCACGCCUCUUGUCAUGGUCCGGGACAACCCCAGUGUAAAGUCAGGCAAAAUAGGAUUGCAGUAUUGCAGUAUUGAGUGAUGAGUGUUGAUGAUGAUGACGAUGAUGACGAUUAUGAAGGCUAAGUCCUUGGGUUGUUGACAGCAGUCAGGCUGGAGACCAGAGACAGGAGACGUGCAGUUGUGGGCGGGGAGGGAGUAUGUUUUAUAAUUAAUCACCACUGGCAGAAUGUGUUGGGCUCCCAUGAUGACUGCAGCCUCUGGAGUCACAGUUGUGUGCUGUCAACACCCUGCAGGGGCCCUACACGCGCUAUCAGCUUUUAAGCUCCAACCAAACCCUCCCCUAUUAAUGCAAGCAAAGACUAAAGAGUAUUAGAUCAAAUUGUUCCUUAGUUUAUCAUAAAGCCAUGAGUGACAGAGAGCAAAAAAAGAACACUGCCUGGAAUCUGUUUACAAACUUCUCAGAGAGAAAACCCAUGGGGCUCUGAUCUUGUUUGAUUGAGUUAUUGAUCGUGUGUAUGUGUGUGUGAGGGUGUGGGUGUGUCUGUGUGUGUGAGUGAGAGAGAGGGAAAGAGACAGAAUAAGAGUGUGUGAGGGGGCAUGUGUGCUUGUGUCUGCAGUCGUGCAGUCCGUAUGUGUGUGUGCGUGUGUGAACUUAUAUUUGUAUCUGUACUGUGCAUGGACUGUAUGUAUCCAUACAUGCAUUUGACCUUUUCUUGCUUACUGUAUGUGUGCGUGUGUUUGACAGUGAGAGUUAGAUUGUGUGCAAGCGAUGUAUCUGAAUGUGCAUGUGACAUUAGCCAUGAAAAGUGUACAAUUUUGUAAAAUGAGUUGACAACGUGACGGCUUACGGAGUUGCAGCUGGCCCCCCCCCCCCAUGGUGAAUAAAGUAGGCGAUGGUUCUCAGUUGGUGCUUUCACCUCGCUAAAAGAGGUAAAGCCACAAGGAAUUGUCCACCUCAUCACUGCAAGCUGUUCUGAGAUCAUUCAAAAUGCAAGCAGGAAAGCAGCGGGCCUCCUCACUGUGGCUCUGUGGCCACUGCUGAAAACCAUGACUGACUGACUAACAGACUCAUAAAGGCCUUGGACUCGGAGCAGAGAGCUUCUCUCUGUCACCUCUGUCCACCCAUUUGUCAGUAUUAUUCUCUUUUCAAUACUCUUUUUAAUCUCAGUAUUCUGUGGUGUAUAUUGUGCAGUGGUAUAUGGUGAUUUUGUUGUUUUGUUAUCUUGUGUUCAUGCUGUGUACUCACCCUUACUUUGUUUUGUGCCAAAGAAUUUCAUUUUGUAGCUUAUGUUGUAAGAACAGAUCAUGUACUUUGUGGCACCUUUGCAAUGUCAGAUCCAUGUCAUGUAAGAGUACAAAGAUGCUCAAGAGUUAGGAGUGUUAG